UUAUGUCGUCACUGGCUGCCAAUGAAUUAGGACAGAACGCGGUUAUGUGCUACUUCCCUUGGCUUCCGUACUACCUUAGGUACCACAUUGGGUUUGAUAUUCUUGUUGAUACUCCUGAUGCACAAGGGGAUCCUUCUGUGGCGGGUCAAUCUCCCCGCUUGAUCCAUGUUCAGUUGCACUUUCCAGAUGGGUUUCUCUGUAAUCCUGCUAACUUCGAUGAACUGCCACAUCCCCUUUUCUUUCUAGGUGGUGACCAAGACGUCUACCCUCCACACCCCCAUUUCAAUCUGCCAGUGUACCCAGAUUACUUACAUGCAACUUCACCCUUGAACCACCUUGUACAGAUGUACUUCCACAGAGUUAUGAUGUGCCAAGGACAGCUUGAUACUCGUGUGGUUGUACGUGUCGUAAAUGGUCAGCCUGGGGAAUUUAUGGCAAUUGAUGACACACUAUACGGUGCCAUUCCUCAAUGUAAGGAGUGCGGUGAGUUUCACAGAGAGCCAGAACACGUUCGCAACAGACGACCACAAUGCGGUCGAAAACGCAAGCGUUCAAAGCAGUCGCACAAACAGCCAGGACGUUCACAUCAGCAUCACUCAAAGUCUGGAAUAACAGGUCAACGAGACACACCAUAUCAACCUAGACCCACAAGCAGUGAAAGUGUCGCCACAGACCCCAGAAACCAUCUGCAAAAUCAAGAUGAACCCACACUGAUUCAUCAGAUGGCAGGUGAAGAUCCACAUGGGUUACCUGAAAAGAUGGAAUGAUUACAACACAAAAAGGAGAAUGUCAGAUCAGUUUCCACACGGGCUACUGCUGCCACCAUCAUAAAGAAAAUGGAUCGUUUUGAUGAGGAUGGUCAGAAUAAUGGUGAAAAUUUUGUUCAGGGUGACGAAUACAUAUUUUUUGAUGGGUGGGUAAUAUACAUGGAUUAAAAGCUAAGUAAAAUGUCCAUGUUCAACAGUGAACAUAUAAUAGGGAAUAGCUAUGUCUACGGAAUACAUCACUGUUGGAUGAAUAAGCUUAAUAUGAAAACUUAUACUGAAGCUGUGACAGCAGUCAUACUAUUUUUGUUGUGGAAUUACUAAAGUUAGAGGGGACAAUUACAGCAAAGUAUAACUGGAAAUAGAAGUAGAUAUUUUGGAUGAAUUACACUCUUGUAAUCAGGUUAUUAACCUUUGGAUGUGGUAAGUAAUAUCUGACCUAUACAUCUGUGUUGUUUGUGCACUACAGUUCGAUAUGAUUU
Molecule: messenger RNA, 1246 nt
Organism: Schistocerca americana (American grasshopper)
Lineage: Eukaryota; Metazoa; Arthropoda; Insecta; Orthoptera; Acrididae
Exons: 2
Coding region: 3-767 (254 amino acids)
Source: RefSeq, a predicted model, not a curated record